CAAUAAAACAUAAGGUGUUAAAAAUAAGAAAUCCCCAACCUCCCUUUGAUAUCUCUAUUGAUCAUACGCCUGAAACAAACAAACCCCAAAAAUCCGGCGACAAUUAACCCUAACAAUGGAGGACGACGACUCUUCAUCACUCCAAACCAACCCUCUCGAUGUCGGAAAAUCGCUUCACGGGUGCAUUCACUAUCGGAGACGCUGCAAAAUUCGUGCUCCAUGUUGCAAUCAGAUAUUCACAUGCCGCCACUGUCACAACGAAUACACGAAUGCGUUGGCAAACCCUAAGGAACGUCAUGAGAUCGUUCGACACGAUAUUAAGCAAGUUAUUUGUGCGAUUUGCAAUACUGAACAGCAGGUUGCUCAAAUAUGUACUAACUGUGGAGUGAAAAUGGGGGAAUAUUUCUGCGGAAUUUGCAAGUUCUAUGAUGAUGAUAUUUCAAAGGAACAGUUUCACUGCAAUGAUUGUGGGAUUUGUAGAGUAGGUGGUAGUACGAAUUUCUUCCAUUGCGAAAAGUGCGGAUCAUGCUUUGAUGUAAUUUUGCGUGGUAAUCACACAUGCGUCGGAAACUCUAUGAAAAACCACUGCCCUAUAUGUUACGAGUUUCUUUUUGACACGAUCAAGGCCUCAACGAUCAUGGUUUGUGGACAUGCCAUUCAUCUGGAUUGCUCCAGGGAGUUGAUCCGCCAGGAUCAAUACCGUUGUCCCAUAUGCUCAAAAUCAUUGUCUAGUAUGUCCUGUACAUGGCAAAGAUUAGACCAAGAAAUUGAAGCUACUGUCAUGCCUGAAGAAUACCGAUACGAGAUUCAUAUCUUGUGCAACGACUGUCACAAUACGAGCAAAGCAUUCUUCCACAUUUUUGGCCACAAGUGUGGUCAUUGUAAAUCUUACAAUACGCGAAGGAUUGGAACUACAGACGACUCGUUGGAGAGACGUACUUAAACAACAUGUUCCGAUUAUUUUUGACAAUUUUUUUUGCAAAUCCAAAUAGACAUGGUUGUUAUUGAAUCUAAUCAACACAAUUGAAAAUAAUGUUUGGAUGUGUUUUUACUAUCUAAAGUUGAGAUAAUUAGUUUGAUUAUUUCUAUU
Messenger RNA from Helianthus annuus (common sunflower), 1090 nucleotides. Its product is annotated as E3 ubiquitin-protein ligase MIEL1. Gene Ontology annotation, cellular component: nucleus. Bases 116 to 943 code for a protein of 275 amino acids. Gene Ontology annotation, molecular function: zinc ion binding; ubiquitin protein ligase activity. The record is from RefSeq and is a predicted model, not a curated record. Gene Ontology annotation, biological process: protein ubiquitination; ubiquitin-dependent protein catabolic process. Lineage: Eukaryota; Viridiplantae; Streptophyta; Magnoliopsida; Asterales; Asteraceae. The transcript is spliced from 12 exons.